AUGUCCGGAACUACAAGAAAGGCCUCCCAUGGGGGAGGUGGUCAUAGAACGUCAACCACGGACUCUGCAGCAACUUCUCCAACCGCACGAAUGCCCUCACAUUCGACCCAGUCUUCUGUUAAUGGUUUUGGACGAUCCCCAUCUUCAAGGCACUCCCCUGGCCCUGUCUCUGCUCGAGCAGCAGCCCGUAAACCCGGCGCGGGCCGGUCCAACCUCAGCAUGAGCUCUGUACCCAGAACCUUCUCGAGUCCCUCAGACGACGAUGCCAGAGCUCAAAACGCCGCUCUCAUCGAUGAACUGAAAGAGCAGGUUCAAAAAGCGGAAACUGUCUCUGACCAGUACCGGAAACAACUAGGCGUCCUGCAGCUGAGGCUUGAUGAAGCGGUUAGCGAACAGGAGAGACUUGAAGAGCAGGCACAUGAAAAGGACAGCGCAUUAAGCGCGCUCCAGGGAGAGGUUAAAGAAUUGACAAGGCAAAUUCGUGAUCUGGAGCAAGCUCAUGAGACAGAACGGGUGGCCAUGGCAAAUGAAAAGGACCAACAAACAAAAAGGGAGGAGGAUUUAGAGUCAACUAUUCAGCGUCUGAAAGAAACCAUUGCGCAGAAGGAAUUUCGUAUCAAUGUGGAGAAUGAGCGUAACGUCUCCAGAUCGCCGAGUUUUCGAAAUAGAGCCUCGGCAGAUCUCGAGAACGGGCAAUUCGCGCCAUCUUCCCAGCUCCAACGCAGCCCUUCCCGAAACAAUUCAAAGCUAAUUUUACAAAAGGAUAAGCUCAUUGAGUCUUUGAGACUCGAGUUAGCGGAAGCCCAGAUAAAGCUUGUCGAAAUGGAAAAUCUAGGCGGUGGCCGCCAACAUGACCUGGAGCGCGAACUUUUGGAAGCUAGAAUGGCAAACGCUCGCCUGAUGGAAGACAAUGAGAGCUACCAGCUUCUUCUAAGUGAGAAAACAUUGAAUGGGGAUUUCUCCAAGGGCGAUUUCAUGCAUGAGAACAACCAAGAAAACCGACAGGCGAGCAGUGGGCUCGGGUCGCUCGCAGAUGAGCUUGAAUCGGUUGGCGAAGGCGGAGAUGCUGACUCCCGUCGACGCCUCGAAACAGAGCUUAAAUCCCUCAAAGAUCAAAAUAAGGCUUUGAGCCUCUAUAUUGAAAGGAUCAUAGGGCGUCUGCUCCAAACUGAGGGUUUCGAGCAUAUUUUGGACAAAAAUGACACCAAUCCGUCGGCCCUCGUGAACAAAACGGCCAAUACCGAUAAGGAUCUACCUCCACCUCCCCCACCGUCAGACAAAGUGGAAAGUACCGGGACAUCGUUUCUUCAAAGGGCGAAGUCCGUUGUGUCAGGUCAAGCUACCCGACCCAAGCCCAAACCGCGGACAAUGAGUAAUCUUACACAAAGCCCAAUCCAUGAACCCCAGCCCGAGGCCCAUCCUACGGUCAAUGAAAAUCCGGACACUGCACCAAGUAUCCCGCUACACCGUUCACGUACAAUGCACCGGAGGACCCGAUCGGAUCAAGCAGAUGGUACCGCUGCUGCUGUCGUAGGUCAGAUGUACCGCGGUCCAUCACCCAAUGGCCCUCUGAGCCCUGGAAUCAGCCCUACACUCUCCUCAGGGCAAGGAUCGUUCUUCAAUUCUAGCAUCGCAUCAAAACGAGCAUCUGUCCCUGUCGGUUCCAUCUCUAGCAGGGCGUACGAUCGAGGAUUGAACAGCACACCUAGCGUGUCAAGCGAUCGCAGCGGUGAGGUAGGCUCAACUGAAGGCACAUCCAGCCCUCAGCGCUCCAGCCCGGGCAUGAAUAACUAUACCGGCGCAGUGAUGACGCAGAAUAAAUUGCGACCUUUGCGCCUCGUCCAGGAGAACAAGGAGCUUGAAGGCGGGGACCAAGCUGACGAAGAAGCACGUAAGAAGGCGAAUCGCGGAAGCUGGAUUUCCUGGUUCAAUCGCCCUGGGCAAACCGAUCCUCCAAAUGUCACGCCCACCUGA
This is a messenger RNA of Blastomyces dermatitidis ER-3, 1974 nucleotides long. RefSeq lists its product as uncharacterized. The record is from RefSeq and is a predicted model, not a curated record. Lineage: Eukaryota; Fungi; Ascomycota; Eurotiomycetes; Onygenales; Ajellomycetaceae. Bases 1 to 1974 code for a protein of 657 amino acids. The transcript is spliced from 2 exons.